GCCAGAUAACUGUACUGGUGUAUAUAUAUUUUUUAACUUAAACUAAUUUUGAAUUCUGAAAAUUAAUAUGGAUGAUCACAAGGUGGAUAGUCAAAAGUAUGUAAAUUUGAAGAUUACGGACGAGGAAUCUGUGAUAUGCAGCGGGAUCAGGGAUCUGCAGCCAAGUGAUGAGAUCGGGGAAAAUAAACAGCCCUUGCUUAUGGAUAUACCGGGUUCGAUAGCCAGCACCCUCAAAAUGUUCAAGAAGUUCGCCUUCUGGUCGACACAGCCGAUGGUUCAAAAGGACGAGUAUGUGACUUCCAAUAGGUGUAUCACACCGAAAAGGAGGGCCGCUGAGAUCCGGGCGGAGCCCUACGCUCUGCCCAUUGGCUUUAUGUGGGUGUUGGUGGAUCUGGCCAAUAACAUAGAACUCGAAGAGCUUUACAAACUUCUUAACGAGAACUACGUGGAGGACGGUCGAAAGCUGUUUCGUUUGGAUAACCAGCCCGAUUUCCUCAAAUGGGCACUGAAACCGCCGGGCUGGAAAAGCGAUUGGCAUGUGGGCGUUCGUGUGGAGACCACCGGCCAGUUGGUGGCCUUCAUCUCGGCCAUUCCUGGGAAGCUGAGAUGCUACAACAAGGUGAUCAAAGUGGUCGAUGUCAACUUUAUGUGUGUCCACAAGAGGCUGCGCGGCAAGCGCGUGGCCCCGAUUCUGAUGCGUGAGAUCACACGGCGCGUCAAUUUGAAGGGCAUCUUCCAGGCCUUCUUCACCGCCGGUGUGCACCUGCCCACGCCAGUUGGCUCCUGUCGCUGUUGGCACCGCUUCCUCAAUCCGCAGAAGCUGGUCGAGGUGCGCUACACACCGAUGUCCCGCAACCUGACCGUGCAGCAUGCUCUCCAGCUGUACAGCCUGCCCAAUGAGACCAAGACCAAGGGCUUUCGGCCCAUCAGAGAAGAGGACAUGGACCAGGCCCACAAGUUGCUGGAGAAAUACCUCACGCGGUUCAAGCUGUGUCCGGUUUUCAGCAAGGACGAGUUCAGCCAUUGGUUCACACCCAAGCCAGGCGUCAUUGAAUGCUUUGUGGUGACCGAUGCCAAGAACCAAGUCACCGAUCUAGCCAGCUACUUAUGUCUGCCCUCGACGGUGAUUCAACAUGCAAAGCACAAGACCAUCAGCGCCGCCAAUGCCUUCUACAAUGUGGCCACCAAAACGUCCUGGUCGGACCUGCUUAAUGAUACGAUGAUCUCGGCUAGAAAUAACCAGAUGGACGUGUUCAACACGCUCGAGCAAAUGGAGAUCAAAAAGCACCUGGCCACGCUCAAGUUCGUACCGGGGGAUGGAAUGCAGCAUUACUACCUGUUCAACUGGCGAUGCCCACCUAUGGAGCCCCAGCAUAUUGCCCUGACGCCUUUGUAAUUUACCAGUAUAAUCGCAACUUAUCUAGGAACCAAACAAAAGCAAAUUGAAUAAAAUCGGAUGCGUUGAUUAGUCCA
Molecule: messenger RNA, 1473 nt
Organism: Drosophila rhopaloa
Lineage: Eukaryota; Metazoa; Arthropoda; Insecta; Diptera; Drosophilidae
Product: glycylpeptide N-tetradecanoyltransferase-like
Exons: 1
Coding region: 68-1396 (442 amino acids)
Biological process (GO): N-terminal peptidyl-glycine N-myristoylation
Cellular component (GO): cytoplasm
Molecular function (GO): glycylpeptide N-tetradecanoyltransferase activity
Source: RefSeq, a predicted model, not a curated record